Messenger RNA from Pieris rapae (cabbage white), 612 nucleotides. RefSeq lists its product as uncharacterized. The coding region runs from base 87 to 530 and encodes 147 amino acids. Lineage: Eukaryota; Metazoa; Arthropoda; Insecta; Lepidoptera; Pieridae. The record is from RefSeq and is a predicted model, not a curated record. The transcript has 3 exons.
ACGGUGGCAGGCUAGCGGCCCGCGGCAGACGGCAGUCGGUGCAUGACGUUCGCAGUGCGCGGUUCGUCGCGCACGUGCGCGGCAACAUGUCGCGACCCUUAGUGAUGUUAGUGCUUUUGAUGCAGUUUAUUAUCAAUGCCUCUCAAGCUGUGGACCACCCGGACAUAUGUGAACGAGAUUACUGUGAAUGCACCCCCGCAAGUCACCCCAAUUGGCUGGUCGUCAACUGCACUCUUUCAAAUGAUCAGGAGUUGGACAUUUCUGAGGGCGAACUUCCCGACACCACGACUGACCUGAUUAUAACUGGAGCCCAAGCAGUGACCAUUAACCCGAACGCUCUAUCCCGACUCAGCGAUGCGAGACUUGUUCAUAUAUCAGAUACAAAGUCAAUACUUAUAAGAAAGUCUUCCGCCAUGCGAAUGAACAUCGUCAACCUAUACCUCGACAUAAGCAAAUGUGAAGUUCUACGCUUUGAAGAGAGAAGCUUUAUCAAUAUAAAAGAUCAAAUUGAAAAACUUGUCGAUAUCUGAAUUUGCCGGACAGACAUUCGGUUCGUCAGCUGCAUUGAUAUCUAUGGUGGGGGUUCAAGUACGAGCAAUUCGGCCGGAAGCC